CCUCCCUCGCUGUCCGUGGCUGGCCUACCUCACGCGGCCGGGCGAGCGGGGCAGUUGGCAACCGUGGGCGCGCGGGCGGGCGGGCGGAGUCCUCCCUCUCCCUCCCCACCCUCUCUCUCUCCCCCACCUCCCCCCUCCCCCACGGAGCGGGAUCCUUCCCCACCACCCCGGCCGCCACCCUCCCUUUUCUUUCUUCUCAGCUCCAACCCCCUUGCCCUGCCGCCGCUGCCGCCGCUGCGGCCUAGCCUGACUGUUCUCCACGACGCUGCGGCCUCCCCCGCUGUCUUUUGACCGCUCCAAACUAGCUUUCUUGCUUCUCUUCCUCCUUGAUCGCGGCUAGCCAUGGGGUGGUUAUGACACACGGCUUGCUGUUCCUCCGGUAGCGACACGGCACCCGCUGCCGCAUCGUAACCGGCGGCCUGCCCUUUCCGAUCCAUCUGGGAAGUCAGCUCCUCCCGAAAUUCCCUUCCUUUGCCACCCCUGGGCAAAGCGGAGGAAAAGGGGGCAUCUUUUCCGAUCCCGGCAGCUUGAGAGGCACACCAUCCUCCCCUCAUCUCAAGCUCUUCUUCCUCUUCUUCUUCUUCCCGAGCUUGAUUCAGGCUCUGGUGCAGCGGUUCUGAGCAGAUCCCCGUGCCGGAGGGAUCUUCUUGUAGACAGAGCCACGCGGUCUGUUCCCCUGCCUCUGCCCAAGCUCUGUUCCAGUUUUGGGGCUCCGUCCUUCCCGCUGCUCUGUUGCGGCACAGCCCCAUGGACGGCCUCCCGGACACGGCGCCGCCCGCGCCGACGCCGCCGCAGCAGCAGCCGAAGCGGGACGAGUGGAGCGAGAGCGGCAUCUCGCGCCUGCUCGAGGCCUACGAGGCCAAGUGGCUGCUCCGCAACCGGGCCAAGCUCAAGUGGAGCGACUGGGUCGACAUCGCCCACGACGUCUCCGCCCACUGCUCCUCCUCCUCCUCCGACCACGCAUCCAAGCCCGGCACCGCUGCCGGGGGCACCGCCAAGACACCCAACCAGUGCAAGAACAAGGUCGAGUCCAUGAAGAAGCGCUACCGGGCCGAGUCAGCCGCCGCAACGCGCGCCGGAGUAGCCGGGGCGGCCAGCGCCUCCGGUGGCCCGUCUUGGCGCUUCUUCGGCCGCAUGGACGGGCUUCUCAAAGGGCCCGCAUCAGCCGGCUGCUCUGGCCAGCCGCUGGCGCACGCGGAGCCGAGUUGCGAUGGCAUGGUCCUGCCGCGAGCGCCGCUGAAAGCAGAGCCGGAGAUCGACGCCGAAGCAGACGUCGCCCUCCAGCAGCCGCCGGACACAGCAGGGCUGUCCGAGCUACUGAAUGCGGACGCCAACGGCUCCGCGACGGUGAAGGCCGUGGAUCAGGCCACACACAAGGACAAGGAAAGCAGCAGGGCGGCCGACAGCGACGCCGCAAAUGUGAGCUCUCCGCGGAGCAAGGAGAUUGAGGCGAACGACGACGGCGCCGAGGAGGUCGACGGCACGCCGAGAAAGAGGAAGGGCCCGGAGCUUGACGUCGCGAGGAGCAUCGAGCUGCUGGCGAGCUCGUUCGUGAAGAUCGAGCGGGCCAGGCUGGAGGUGUACCGGGACACGGAGCGGAUGAGGGCAGAGGCCGAGGUGAAGAAGGGCGAGAUGGAGCUGAGGAGGACGGAGAUCAUGGCCAAGACGCAGCUGCAGAUCGCCAGGCUCUUCGCCAAGCGGCUCAAGGAGUGCGUCGGCAGCAGGAAUGGCGGCAGCUCCUCUGAAAUGGACACCCCCACCAAGAAAGGCGAAAAUGGUUCAGGGUGACUGGCCAAUCAAAGUAGCUGUGAUUCUCUUCCCUCGGCAAUCGCUCGGGUUAUAAACAGAAGAUUGGUGUCUCGCUCUAUUCAUGUGCGGAAAAUGUAUGUCUGAUUGAUUCAGCUUCACCAUGAGUGAAGGCAUGUUAUAUAGUUAGCCGUAAAAUCAAAACGCAAUAACGGAAACUUCGGUUCCCCUUUCCAGCAGGGUCUUAGAAGAUGCAGUUUUACAAUCAGGAGUAGUUUGCUAGUCCGAAAUUUGUCAACUUGCAUUCCCGCCGAAGUGUUUUACUGACAACCAUCGCUUGUAAGACGCUGUGGUUCUUCUUUCUCAGUGCUGGUAACCGGAUGGUUCUUCUUUCUCA
Molecule: messenger RNA, 2143 nt
Organism: Hordeum vulgare subsp. vulgare (domesticated barley)
Lineage: Eukaryota; Viridiplantae; Streptophyta; Magnoliopsida; Poales; Poaceae
Product: trihelix transcription factor ASIL2-like
Exons: 2
Coding region: 748-1788 (346 amino acids)
Cellular component (GO): nucleus
Molecular function (GO): transcription cis-regulatory region binding
Source: RefSeq, a predicted model, not a curated record